AUGCACAGAGUAACCAGUUUGUUGACAACCAAACUUGAAGAGAUUAUGAUGUGACGAUGGACAGAAAACCUGGACAUUUGACCAAGUCUGUUCAAGAGAUUGCUGGGUCUUUGUUCUGGAUAAAGGUUGUUGGAAUUGGAAAUGAUGGUGUGGGAAAGACCUGUCUCGUUAAAAACUUUUGUGAGAAAAAAUUUUCAAAGAGCUAUCACCCUACAACAGGAGUUGAUUAUGGUUUCAAGUUACACAAAAUUAAUGGCACUGACUAUAGGAUCAACUUCUGGGAUUUUGGUGGUCACACAGAUUAUGAUGAAAUAAGAGUGGAAUUAUAUGGACAGACGCAGGCUUGUAUUCUGGUAUUUGAUGUCACAAACAAGUUGUCAUUUGACUCCCUGGACUACUGGUUACAAGAGUUCACCAGCAAUGGUGGGAAACAAGCUGUAAUGGCUGUGGUGGCUAAUAAGACUGAUUUGUCCUCCAAAAGAGUUGUGAGCAGUAAAGAUGGACAGAGAUGGGCUAAGGCACGUGAUCUAAGGUAUUAUGAAACAUCAGCAAGCACUGGUCAAGGAGUUUAUGAGAUGUUUAGUGGAGUUGUAGCAGCAGUUGUGGAAGCAAAGCUUGUCAAGGCCAAGCCAGUUAUUAAUGCAGAACAAAGUUCUAGUAAACAAAAGUGAAUUGAAUAAGACUCAUUCAAACCACUGUUCUAGGAUAAUAUUAACAUUUUUACAUCUACAGUAGAUUAUGGUUAUAAGGGUCCUUGGUUGGGAGGAUGGGGUUGUAGGGGAAAAAAUAGACCCAGCAAGCUGAAGGCUCUCCUUGAACUGGGGACCUAUUUAGAAGGAGCCAAUAUUGACCAUGAUGCUUUUUGCAUGUCUGUGACUGUUUUGGUUUACAUGGUAGCGAGGUUCCAAUUGUUUUUCAAUGCUACACAGUGCACAAUGCAUCCUGGCCAAAACUGGGUCUUCAACAGAGUCAUUAUUAUAAUAAGGUGGUCAGCUUUCAAAAAAUUAAUUAGAAAAAUAAUUAUUUGAGAUGGCUACUACUACACAGAUCUUGUUUAACAAAACUUUUCAAACUUAAUAACUAUCUGGUAAUGCAUAGCUUUCUUUUAAUUUCCUUUUAUUGUCUUUAAAGACAAAAAUGCCAUAAGUACAUACAAGUAUUAUAAUUUCCAUUCCACAGCAUUCACUGUUUGUAAAAUUGUACUCAGUCACAACAAGUAAAUCAAAGAGGUUCAGAUAGAAUUGCUUAGAUUUUAUUACCUGCGUUAAAUACUUUUUAGUUCUAUAUGCAAGACGUGAUUUGUUAUUAAUGACUGACACUAAAAAUACCGUGUAUGCUUUGUUUUCAUUAUGGAUUAUGAUUAUUUAUACAGUUUUGCCUAGAAAUAAUUAUAUUUGUCAAAAUAUAAAAAUUAUCAACAGAAAAUUGAGCAUCUCUUGAGUUUGUAUAGUACAAUGAUAAACCUCUCUCCCUGUUGCUAAAAGUAUAAUUAUCAUUUAGCUCUGUUUUACAGCUGUUGUGCAAGUCCAGUUUUCACUCUGUUUACAAUAGUGUGUUGAGGAACUGGGGUGUACAAAACUUGUGGAAAUUGAGCCUAGUUCAUCAUAAGCUAAUCCAGUUUUAAAGGAGAAUUACGUGAAGUAAAAAAGUGUGGUCAAUAAUUACAUGAUGAAAAGGAUAGCAGCACAGCCAUUUCCUUUCCUUGACAAUUCAAAAGAGUGAUAUAUCGUAAUGGAAAAUUAAACAUUUCCUUGUGUUUCAAACAGUUCAAAAUCUUGUGUUCAACUUGCCUACAUCUCGGAUUCGUAGUACCGGUACCUUAAAUUCUUCCAGACUAACAAAGUCUACUUGCAGAGGUUUUCUGUUCUCUGAUUACUUUACAAACUGUCCAUAUAUGACUGGUGAGGUACACGUCGUCACUCCCUUUGAAAAGUCAAAACAUUUUGCUCAAGGUACAGCCAGUACAAUAAUGGUGUGAAAAACUCCACCAGAGUUCAACUAGAAUUUCACACUGUCUUAAAAGCUAAGAUGACCCCUUUGUGUCUUCUAGGUCUGCUGCCAUCUAAACAAAAAGAAAGAGGCAACAUAGUCAGAUAUUUUUGAAUACCUUGUCAAACUGGCCACUUCUUAACCUGUUGAUAUUUUGGAUUUCUCCAUAUAAUUUUACAUAAUUAUAUGUAAUAUUAAUAAUUAGUUCAUUUAACAAACAGAUGAAUUCCACUUUGCCAUGAGUCUGUUCAACAACAGAUCACAGAUGACAUCAAAAUGGAGUAAAAAGUUAACAGUGGCACAGAAGGCGAUAGCCAAGUGUAUCAUUGAUGUUCUUACCACAUUUUGACAUCUGUGAUCUAUUACUGAACAGAUAAAUGGCAACAUGGAAUCAACUUAAUCUAAAACAAAUUAAUCCGAAUCUAAUUACGAAGAAACAAAAAAGAUUGUUUAACUUGAUGAUGCCAUCUAUGAUACAUUUGUCCUCCAAAUUAUGGAUCAUAAACUUGUAAAAACCAAUCCAAAUGCAAGAAUAAUUUGGCUUCUUAAAUAAAUUUAAAUAGGACAUAUGGACAGCAUUUUUCUGCAUGACUGUGUAACUUUUCAACAGAAUAUAAUUUCCAUGAUUAUCAAAAUAAAUGUUGCUGCCCAGAAAGUUCUGAACAUUUAAGUACAAACUCCAAGAAUCCAGCCUUGUCAAACAAAAUCAUUGAUAAUAUAGAACUAACUGAAAUUAUUUAAAAUCUUGCCUGUUUCCCAACACAUUU
Messenger RNA from Orbicella faveolata, 2756 nucleotides. Its product is annotated as dnaJ homolog subfamily C member 27-like. Gene Ontology annotation, molecular function: GTP binding; GTPase activity. The record is from RefSeq and is a predicted model, not a curated record. Lineage: Eukaryota; Metazoa; Cnidaria; Anthozoa; Scleractinia; Merulinidae.